CCGCCCGCAGUCCCGGCCUGGGCGGGGCGGCCACCGCGGAGGCUCCUCGGCCAGACCCGGUCGGCCCGAACCGAGUUGAGACGCGGGAGGCGGCGGCGCGGAGAGGCGGCGACGGCGGCGGCGGGCCGGGAGGCUGGAGCCGGGCCAGCCACCCGCCAUGGAGACCCGCUACAACCUGAAGAGUCCGGCUGUUAAACGUUUGAUGAAAGAAGCAGCAGAAUUGAAAGAUCCCACAGAUCAUUACCAUGCACAGCCUUUAGAGGAUAAUCUUUUUGAAUGGCACUUCACAGUUAGAGGGCCCCCAGAUUCUGAUUUUGAUGGAGGAGUUUAUCACGGACGAAUAGUACUGCCACCAGAGUAUCCCAUGAAACCACCAAGCAUUAUUCUCCUAACGGCUAAUGGACGAUUUGAAGUAGGCAAGAAAAUCUGUUUGAGCAUCUCAGGACAUCAUCCCGAAACUUGGCAGCCUUCAUGGAGCAUAAGAACAGCUUUAUUAGCCAUCAUUGGGUUUAUGCCAACAAAAGGAGAGGGAGCCAUAGGUUCUCUAGAUUAUACACCUGAGGAAAGAAGAGCCCUUGCCAAAAAAUCACAAGAUUUCUGUUGUGAGGGAUGUGGCUUUGCCAUGAAGGAUAUCCUGUUGCCUUUAAAAUCUGGAAGCGAUUCAAGCCAGGCUGACCAAGAAGCCAAGGAACUGGCUAGACAAAUCAGUUUUAAGGCAGAAGUUAAUUCAUCUGGAAAGACUAUUGCUGAGUCGGACUUAAACCACUCUUUUUCACUAAAUGAUUUACAGGAUGAUAUACCUGCAACAUUCCAGGGUGCUACAGCAAGUACAUCGUAUGGAACCCAGAACCCCUCAGCAGCAUCCCUUCAACAGCCUGCCCCACCCGUAGCUAAGAGUACCUCCAUGAGCCCUCGACAGCGCCGGGCCCAGCAGCAGAGUCAGAGAAGGUCAUCUGCUUCACCGGAUGUCACCCAGGGCCAGCAGCCAAGAGACAACCACACCGAUCAUGGCGGAUCUGCUGUCUUGAUUGUCAUCUUGACUUUGGCAUUGGCAGCUCUUAUAUUCCGACGAAUAUAUCUGGCCAAUGAGUACAUAUUUGACUUUGAGUUAUAAUAUUGUUUUGUGUCUUAAGAGCUGUGACCCAGCUGCUUCAUUAAACAUUCUGCAUUGGGUAUAAUCUAAGAAUUGUUUACAAAAUAAUUAUUUUAUAUUUACCCUUCAUUCCUUUUUGGAUCCUUAUAAAUUCAGUAUAAAUAUUUCUAGACAUUCAGUGUCCUGCUUAGUUUAAGGGACUGGAAGUCAAAGUCCCUUGUCUCUCUAUCCAAUCUGCUCUACAGGGAAAUAACUUAUUUGUUGUUUUUCACGCCUCAAGCUUUUCUUUAUGUAAAUUUGUGAUACUUUCUGUAUAGCCCUUUGAGAUUUUUGGAUAAAAGAUGGGAUUUUAAGUUCCAGUGAGUAUUACUAGUUACUCAAUACCAUUUAUUGAGUACUCUGUUUCUACUUACGUAGAAUGAUACAGGGAUAAGAGUUGAAAAGGGAAAAUAAAACCCCUCAAAUAGCUUGCUUAAAACGUAUUCAUGUGAGAGAUACUGGGAUUGCCCAUUCUAUGACUGACUUUAUGUCCUAAACAUUCUUUGGUGAAAGUAGCUAUUUUGGUCAAACAUUUCUGAGGAAAUGAGAUUACAUCUUUAUUACUGGAUAUUAUUUGAAGAGGAAAUAAUGCUCUGUAACCACUUUGAUAUGCUGUUAUCCCCUUCUCUCCAGUUCACACACAAGAUUUUUUUAAAAAAGAAGGAAAACAAUCCUCCAUAGAUCUUUGAUUUAAGGAAGGAAGGGUCCAAGCCAGGAAGUUGCUUGAUUUUCUUCCAAAAGUUAAAUGGGAGGGUCUUAAGAUUUGAAUGUUUGCUCUACUUGGACUUGUAUGUCUUUUGAGUUGUAUUGUAUGUCUAGCUUUAUAAUCACUAUAAAUUUAAUUAUUUUAGGAAUAUGCAUAAUAUUGAACUAUUUCAUGUACCAUUUUAAUAGAAAAGCUCAGGGCCCAUGUAACAGUGAUAGAAAUUAGAAAAAUCUCUACUUAGAAUUGUCCACCUAAUCAAAGCCCAAGAGAUCAUUUUCAGUGCAAAAAUCAAUAUAUAACUUAGUGCUAGCUAGCUCCACAGACUCUGGUAGAUAAUUGAAACUAUCAUCGUAAAUAAUGCCUGGUGAGAACAUAAUCACAGGAAAACAUUGCCUUCAGCAUGUUCAGUUGCAGCAUUGAGGGCACUCUUGAGAGUAUUGCUAAUGAAGAUUUAAUUUUUAAAUACAGGCAGUCCCCAACUUUCAAAUAGGUUAUGCUCUAAAAAUGCAUUUGUAAGUUAUUGUUGUUUUUUUUUUUUUACAACUCAGUGCUGUAAAUUGUGUUUAGGUUUUAGGCAAGACGACAAAAGUUAGUCUAUAAUGUAUAUUGAGUACUUUGGAGAGUGAUAUUUAUAAAGUCCUUAUGUGGUUUAUUAUGGGCAAUAUAGAAACAAUUUAUAAAAUGAUUUUAAAGGCCAAUUUAAUUUUUACUCCUGCUCUCAUAAGGCUUUGGUUCUAUGAACUGUUAGACAAUUUGUUUUCAUUUGAUAGCCCAGUUUAUGUUUGUAUCUAAAAUAAGAACAUAUUGUAUACUAUGAUAUAAUGCACAGUUUUCUUAAAUUUUAAUAAAUUAGCAUUUUUAAGGUC
Molecule: messenger RNA, 2704 nt
Organism: Bubalus bubalis (water buffalo)
Lineage: Eukaryota; Metazoa; Chordata; Mammalia; Artiodactyla; Bovidae
Gene: UBE2J1
Product: ubiquitin conjugating enzyme E2 J1
Exons: 8
Coding region: 158-1114 (318 amino acids)
Source: RefSeq, a predicted model, not a curated record